GAAAUAAGAAUAUAGACAGGCCUAGAAAGGCUGUGGCCAUUUCUUCUGGCAAAUCAAAGCGAAGCUUACAUUCGCAAGCAAAAUAGUCCAUACUCCAUUCCACCAUCUUCAGAGAGAGAGAGAGAGAGAGAGAGAUGGAUAAAUCAAGGUUGUCGAUCACCGUGGUCAACGUCCUCUGUUUGGUGGUAAUUUCUAAGGCGAUCGAGUCACCUCAGUACACGGCUCUCCAGAAGGAAUCGGAAUUCGAGAUCAGACUCUACAGAGACUCCGCUUGGAUGUCUGCUCCUGCCAAGCAGAUCUCCUUCGAAAAAGCCACCAGAGAUGGAUUCCACAGGUUGUUCCAGUUCAUUGAAGGCGCAAAUCUGAACUUUUCUCGGAUCCCAAUGACAGCGCCUGUUCUCACCAGCAUUGUCCCCGGAGCGGGGCCACUCCACUCCUCGGCCUACUUCGUUCGAUUAUACUUGCCCGUCAAGUUCCAGUCGACCCCUCCACUUCCUCUUCCUGAACUAAACCUUAAACCCGAUUCGUGGCCCAGUCGCUGCAUCGCCGUCAGAACGUUCUCUGGAUUUGCAAAGGACGAAAACAUCGUGGCAGAGGCAGAGAAGCUUUCCGUGAGCUUGAGUAGGUCUCCAUGGGCAAACUCAACUUCUACCAAAAGUGACUAUGCAUAUUCGAUAGCACAGUACAGCUCUCCUUUCAAGUUGAUUGGCCGUGUGAAUGAGGUUUGGGUGGAAAUGGAUGAAUCUGCAUUGGAUGGCUGCAAAUCGAAUGGAGUGGCUACAUAUUGAACUCAUGCUGCUUCGGAGGGGACGAUUACGUAAGUAUAUACUUGUUUGUCAGUGUGUCGUGAAGCUGUAGAGUGUUACUAUACGUGUUCUUUACUGGAACUCUAUGUAAAUAGCUCGGGAGUCCUGAAUUUGAGCAAUCCUUCACUAAUCAGAUGUGGUUUCCGUAGAUUAAUGGGAAGUUGUUUCUGUUCAGUUUGAAUCGUCAACCCAUUUGGCGUUGCCAAGAGGUUUUUUUUUCUUCAAAUUUUUAGGGUGCACAAUCUUGUGUUUUGUGUUUUUUGGUGUGAAUGUGAAUUGACUUGAUUUAAAGUCGUGUAUUUUCUGUGACACUUGUUCACUGUGGAUGGAUGCAUGAUGCAUCCUUUUAAUAUCUUAUCCCUUAACGUUCUAACUU
Rhododendron vialii is the source of this 1182-nucleotide messenger RNA. RefSeq lists its product as uncharacterized. NCBI's taxonomy places the organism in Eukaryota, Viridiplantae, Streptophyta, Magnoliopsida, Ericales, Ericaceae. The coding region runs from base 135 to 788 and encodes 217 amino acids. The record is from RefSeq and is a predicted model, not a curated record. The transcript is spliced from 2 exons.